AAGUCGGGCCAAAUCUCCGCGCUGAGAGGAGCUCGCUGUGCUGCUGCAACUGACUUGUGUCUCAACGGUGGAUUUGAAGUGUUUUUAUGGAGAUCAUGGAAGUGAAAGGACUUCUCUUGAUGUUUUGUCUUCUUCUACUGGCACACUGCGCGCCCCAGCAGACCUCCCCAAAGAGAAGAAACGGAAAGAAAGGUAGGCUUUGCCAAUAAUUGAGAACAACAUCCUUACCUUGUAACCUUCUGAUGAGUUUCAUCUCUAAACUUGGAAAAGUGAGUGAUUUAGGAACACAGAGUGAAUGUUUUUCUUUCUCUGUCAAUAGACUCAGCCAACAGUGCUGCAAUUGAGGAGCUGAAGAAACAGAUUAAUGACAUUGUUCAAGAGCUUAACUUGCUGAAAGAGCAGCAAGCUCUACAAACAGGUAUUUGUCAAAUAUCGCUUCAUAAAUACCACAUAAUAUUUGAUAUUGAUGAUCAUGUAGGAGAACUGAUUAUGCAAAACAUAACACAGGAACACUAGUUGCCAGAGGGUGGGAUAUGGCCCUGUGGUAAAGCCUAAAUAAACUUCAGGUUGAGUAUAAUAACUUGGUCACAAUAAAAUGCUGUUUUAAUUUAAUGUAGAUUUAAAUAUAUUAUAGUUUCUAAUACUUUUCUCUCUCUCUCCAUAUAAACUAUGUUGCUAACCAUAUUCUGUAACAUUGCACAGCAUUAACUAUGUCACACCUUGUGCUUUGUUGUCAUGCCUAUUUUACACCCCUUAUUGCCACUUGAUCCUGCACCUCACUCUAUCACCUUCUGACAUUGCACCUAAUUUUAGUGUCUGUUUCAUACACGUACCACAGUUUGCAUCCCCCAGGGAUGAACAUGUUGCUAUCAAGAUAUCAUGCUUUGACAGUUCGUCAUAAUUGUCACUUUAACCUAACACUUAGUGUAUAAUAUGUCCUGACUGUGUCAUUUUAAAUUAUUCAUAGCCCACCUUGUAAAACAAUUUCACAAACAUUUUAUUUUAUUUCUUUCAUCCUAUUUUUUCUACUCUUAUUCUUGUUCUACAACUCUCUUGCUUUCUUACAUCUGUGUUACUGUGUUACAAACUGAUAUACCCACUUGUUUUAUUUUAAUAUUUGUUUCGAUUUUGUUUCCUUAACCUUUUUAGAUGGCUUCAGUUUUACAAAAAAUCCUUAUCUUAUUUAAUUUUUGUGUUUGUUUUUAUGAAUUUAGUGUAGGGAAAUACUUUGUCUCACUGUUUAUCAGAGAUGUGUGGUUACAGGCAUAAUGGGUUAAAAAGUAAAACAUAUUUGUAAGUGCUUUAAAGUCAAGUAGUAACUUGCUCUGCUCCUCAGUUUGUCUGCGAGGCACAAAGGUCUUGGGGAAGUGUUUCUUGGCUGACCCUGUGAAGAAGAACUUCCACGCAGCUAGCGAGGACUGUAUUGCCAAAGGAGGCAGUCUGGUCACACCUCUAAAUGGAGAUGAGAAUGACCAGCUGUACAGCUAUGUCCGUCAGAGCAUAGGCCCUGAGGAGCAGGUAUGGCUGGGCAUCAACGACAUGGUGACGGACGGCCAGUGGUUGGACCAGUCUGGCUCCAAUGUGCGCUUCAAAAACUGGGAAACAGAGAUCACCCUGCAGCCAGACGGUGGUCGCAGCCAGAACUGCGCCAUCCUCUCUACCACCGCCAACGGGAAGUGGUUUGAUGAGAGCUGCCGUGCUGAGAAGGCCUCAGUGUGUGAGUUCAACAUCGUCUGAGAGCAGAUUUCUGAGAUUUACAUGGAAACAUUAAACAGUGCGAGCAGAAAGUAAGAACCAUGUGAAGUAUCAGAUGCAUUUAUGCAAAUCAUGACAUAUCUUUCUUACGCUCACAUUUCUUCAUCAAGCCACUGUUAUUAUAAGCUAAACCUUCGGGGCACAGUAUAUCUGCCCUGUCCUCUUCAACACCCAUUUUGUAUUAAGGUAAUCACCACUGGAUGGCUUUACUGUUGUAAUUUUCUCUUAUGUGCUGGCAAGUUAAACCUUUCUAUUGUUGCUUUCUCUUGUUGUCUGAGGCAUUUUCUUUCUUUCUGUCUCUGAAUGUAAUAUUCUCUUGCUUAGUUCACAUCGUAUUGUAUCAAUAAACAUGUCAAUAAACACGUCUACUCUGUUGUAACCUAAUUGUUGUCUUCUCUCUUUUAAAAUGUAUGCUUUUAACAUUUCAAUGUCUUCUUCAAAGGGAUUUUUGUCAAGUUUAC
Xyrichtys novacula (pearly razorfish) is the source of this 2216-nucleotide messenger RNA. The record is from the annotation of a GenBank genome assembly. NCBI's taxonomy places the organism in Eukaryota, Metazoa, Chordata, Actinopteri, Labriformes, Labridae.